CAAUAUAAAGUCAGCGGCAUCUGGAACCUUCUUUCAUUCCGUGGCGACGCGCAGGAACGGUUGUACGAUUUAAUUAUAAAACCUUGUUUGAGUAUGGACUCUUUGAAGAUUCAUUUUAAUAAUAUGGAAGACACUAAACCGAUUUUUACAACUGCGAACGAAACAGUAAUACCUACAACGACCACGGAAAGUUUUGCACCAUCGAACCGAGGAAUGGCGGGCGGCCAGGAGUUCUACCCCGGCGGCAGCGGUCUGCUGAACCUGCUGGCUCAGCAAGAGCCUCGACCCGGAGACACUGCACCAACAACUGCUGACAUGAUGACCGAGGACAUGAUGAACUUCCGAAUGAACGGCACCGAUGUGCUGUUUGAUGAUGAACCCACUUCUAACUAUUAUUUGGGUGCUGCAGGUUCCAACCGGCCUGACCCGAUGUCAUCUAGCAACAUAUGGACCAACAGCAGCGGCGUGGCUUCGGGCAAGUCUGAGAUGAUGGACACCUUCGAGUUUCUUAUCAAAAGUUUAUCAUCAGCCAAUAGCUACGUGUCAAUGCUGACGCGCGAACAGCUCGCGUUACUGCGCUGCAUCCGCCCCAGCCUGCUGUACGAGUUCCUUCAGGAGGUGCUCAAGGCACGCACGGACAAGCGCACACGCCGCCCCUUGCCCAACGAAUGCGCGUUCUGCAAAAACAACGGCGAGAACGAAGAGUGCUACUUGUCGCAUGCCUUAAAGGACUGGCGUGGCCGCGUACUAUGUCCCGUCCUGCGGGCCUUCCGAUGCCCGCGUUGCGGGGCUACUGGGGACCGGGCGCACACCAUCAAGUACUGCCCGGAGAAUGGUGACAAAGAUCGCAACGGCGUAUCGUUCCGCCGGCGCGGGCCUCCAUCAUCACUCCUGCUGGGCCAGACUGGGCUGGCCGCAAGCGGGCCCUCGUCCUGCCCCUGCCCCGCGACCCCCGCGCCGCCUGCCCCGUCGCCAUCUCCGUCCUCGGCCUUCUCAUCGUCGGUGUGGUCUUCCUACGGCUUAAUAAACUAAAAUAUCUGCGGAAAAAGCUGAGUUUCCACUGUGAAAAGGUUGAGCUUGAAUGUCUCGCAGUGGAAACUCGGCCUAACAAAUAGGCUACUUGUCACAAAUAUUCAUUAGCCGUUUUGUUUUCAUGUUCAAAGCGCGCGCAACGUGGAAACAACGUUAAUGAACACGGAUGCCAAAUAUUGGUCCCAAUAUUGGCGUCGACAAUGUCGGCCUCAAAGCUUGCACGAGCACUGAUGUUUGGACCGAUGUUUGAAAUCGGUUUUGUUGGCCUAGAAAUAUUAUUGUUUGUUUAGGUUUGAUAUAGAAAUUGCAGCCAAUUCUUUCAACGAGUAUUAUUCAGAUUUGGUGAACUCUGAAUGUUACUUUGUUGAUUAUUGCUCAAUGUUUAUUUUUUAUUAUUAGAUUCUAAGCUAAGGCCUUAGUAAUUUUAAGUACUGUUUACAAAUAGCAGCUAUUAGUUAUGAAACUAAUUCAUGAUAAAUUCAAUUUCUUUGCCCAUGGGCACGACAAUGGUAUGUUGCUGGACAUCGAGUACCGCGCUAAGGGUUUUUGCUGAUAAUCAUACAUUAUCUAAUUGAGUUGCGUUCUUAUUCCGUUACACAUUUUUCAUUUCACAGAUAUUUACCAAAACUAGACUUUAAUGUCAUAAUCAAAAUUCAAAGGCUUGUAAAAGAAAAACCUAUACUUACUUGGGCAUAGUGACUUCUCUAUGUUAUCGUAGAAUAGUGCAUGGUGUUCGAGUAAAUGCGAUCUGCUCUUUAUUACACUGGCAUAUUAUGAACACUGCUCUCGUCACUUUCGCACUUGAAAUUUACUUAAUAGUAGAAAGAGAUAUACAGUUUUAGAUGCAAGUGUAAUAGAGUCCGUUCAAAUAUCAGUAUGCGGGUCAUACUUUUUUUGAAUUCUUUAGGAUCGCCAUUUUGAAUUAGAGCGCAACUCAAAAUCCUUAGUUAUUAUUUUCAAUUCCUUCAAAUUUUUCAUUGGGGUUAAAAAAUGAUAUUACAGCUUACAAUUGAAAAAUUACACGUUUUAUAUAAUAAUUACAACAUUGUAUCACCUCCGAUUAAUAUACAAUUCAAUCAUUACAAUUGCAAAUUUCAAUGAAUUAAUUGCCAAUACUGAUUCCAUCAAAUAAUUUUGUUAAUACAUGCAAUAAUUGAACAUCGAUUUCUGAUAUUUUAGCUUUGGCAAAUGUUAAUGAUAUGAUAAUGAAGUGUUGUUUUACCAAUGAAAAAUUUACUCUUUUUUUGGGUGUGGGUUAAUAAAAUUUGUGCAUUUAU
Cydia strobilella is the source of this 2309-nucleotide messenger RNA. RefSeq lists its product as uncharacterized. Gene Ontology annotation, biological process: oogenesis; negative regulation of translation. The transcript is spliced from 7 exons. The record is from RefSeq and is a predicted model, not a curated record. NCBI's taxonomy places the organism in Eukaryota, Metazoa, Arthropoda, Insecta, Lepidoptera, Tortricidae. Gene Ontology annotation, molecular function: mRNA binding; zinc ion binding. Bases 94 to 1032 code for a protein of 312 amino acids. Gene Ontology annotation, cellular component: perinuclear region of cytoplasm.